CCAAGGACCCCCCUGUCCGCCCCGCGGUCACGGGCCACAGUCUCGGAAAGGCCCGGCUCCCGCGCCGGGUCAGGAGAUCCCUGGCAGCCGCUGUCCAGGAUUACCCUGCCGGAGACGGACGCGGGAGGCCGCCGCGCAGUCUCCAGCGCGUUUCCGUUUCAAACCUGAACUUCCGGCUCGUUAGCCGGUUCCGGUCCCCGUUCCUCACUUCCGGCCGCCGUCGGUUCCGCUGUGGCCGGUUCCUGCGUCCACUGCUGCGGGCCCCGCGGCUCUCCAGGUAUCUUUUUCUGAGUGAAAGCUGCUUGAUCGUAUGUUUCAAGGAUGGCUCUUCCUAUCAUUGUAAAAUGGGGUGGACAGGAAUAUUCAGUGACCACACUUUCAGAAGAUGAUACCGUGCUAGAUCUCAAACAGUUUCUUAAGACUCUUACAGGAGUGCUACCAGAACGCCAAAAGUUACUUGGACUCAAAGUUAAAGGCAAACCUGCAGAAAAUGAUGUUAAGCUUGGAGCUCUCAAACUGAAACCAAAUACUAAAAUCAUGAUGAUGGGAACUCGUGAGGAGAGCUUGGAAGAUGUCUUAGGUCCACCUCCUGACAAUGAUGAUGUUGUCAACGACUUUGAUAUUGAAGAUGAAGUAGUUGAAGUAGAAAAUAGGGAAGAAAACCUACUGAAAAUUUCUCGUAGAGUGAAAGAGUAUAAAGUGGAAAUUUUGAAUCCUCCCAGGGAAGGGAAAAAGCUUUUGGUACUAGAUGUUGAUUAUACAUUAUUUGACCAUAGGUCUUGUGCAGAGACUGGAGUAGAAUUAAUGCGGCCAUAUCUUCACGAAUUCCUAACAUCUGCAUAUGAGGAUUAUGACAUUGUUAUUUGGUCUGCAACAAAUAUGAAGUGGAUUGAAGCUAAAAUGAAAGUAAAGCCUCUUGGUGUUAUAUGGGGAAAGUUUUCAGAGUUUUACAGCAAAAAAAACACUAUAAUGUUUGAUGACAUAGGAAGAAAUUUUCUAAUGAACCCACAGAAUGGACUAAAGAUAAGGCCUUUUAUGAAAGCUCACCUAAAUCGAGAUAAAGACAAAGAACUUUUAAAACUAACUCAGUACCUCAAGGAGAUAGCAAAAUUAGAUGACUUUUUGGACCUAAAUCACAAAUAUUGGGAAAGGUAUCUGUCAAAGAAGCAAGGACAGUAGUUACAAGUUAUAUUGGCAGUUACUGAGGAUACUUGAGAUCACGAACUUCUUGCUUUUAUGCUAGAAAUCAUUAUGAUAGUGCUGGACACUGCAGUGAAUAUCAGACUGCUUAUACUUGGUCUUCCAGUUUUUUGUAAAUUUAAUUUUAUAUUUUUUGAAGAUCAUAGCAAUAUGCUAAAAAAAAAUCCUUUUUCCCCCUAUAUGAAUACUGUUACUCUUGAAAAAUAUUUUCUCCAGCAUUGAGUACUGAGUUUUUUCCCCCUAUAUAACACACAAAAGUGGACAAAAAUGUAUACUCAGCAAUGUCAUUUUGUGGCUUUAGAAACAAGUUAUGUCUUGUGUUUUUGUCUCAUUCUGUUAUUGUCUGACUAAAUCUAAGACCAAACCCAUCUUGAAACUACUGCUUUUUCCCAUUUAAACCCCGCAAAAAGAAGUUUUUGAAUAAGGAACCUAGUUUGGUAUGCUUAAAAUCACCAAGAUUUUUUUUAUUCCUUUGUCAUAGACACAGUUUCUCUUCUUACUGUGCACUAUUUACAUCUCUAAAUUUUUCUGCUGUCUCAGUUUGGUCUAUAUGUGGGUCCAUGUUCUUUGAGUAAAACUGGAAAACGUCAGCUGUGAUACAAGUGUGUCUCAUAGUAUGAGAAAUAGAAAACAUAAGACUGAAUAUGAACAAUAAAAACUAAGGAACAAAAGUUAUUUCUUUUUGGUGGCUAAGUAGAAGCACUUCUGCCUAAAACCAUUGUCAUAAAAGCAAUUAAAGGCAUUACAUUUUAAGUGGGACACAUCACUGGUUCAGCCCUAAAAAGCAUGAACAAAAAGUUUUUGUUCUGUUCCAGCUAUCUCUUGUCUAAGUGCAAACACUGUGUUUCAGUGAAAAUAUUUAGCCAUAAGAAUAAAAAAAAAAAAGUUUUGCAAUGCUUACGCCUGCAGAUAUGUAAUGUGACCACUGUUUUGUGUUGACAGUAUUGCUUUAUACAGUUAUUGUAUUUGAAAGGAAUCUGAUCCUUUCAAAUAAACAUGGUGUAUAUUGUUCUUACGGGACUAUUUCAGUGGUGUAAAUAAUAAAUACUUUUUCUUAAAA
Molecule: messenger RNA, 2260 nt
Organism: Canis lupus familiaris (dog)
Lineage: Eukaryota; Metazoa; Chordata; Mammalia; Carnivora; Canidae
Gene: UBLCP1
Product: ubiquitin like domain containing CTD phosphatase 1
Exons: 10
Coding region: 322-1179 (285 amino acids)
Biological process (GO): protein dephosphorylation
Cellular component (GO): nucleus
Molecular function (GO): protein serine/threonine phosphatase activity; protein binding
Source: RefSeq, a predicted model, not a curated record